UUUAUUUACAACAAUACAAUCAGUAACAACAAUAGACGCAAUAACAACAAUCACAAUGGUUGUUAAUUUUAAAGUAUUUAAAAAGUGUUCACCAAAUGGUAAAAUUACAUUGUAUUUGGGGAAACGAGAUUUUGUUGAUCAUAUAUCUGGUGUUGAACCAAUUGAUGGAAUUGCAUUGUUAGAUGAUGAGUACAUUAAUCAAAAAGAUCGUCGUAUAUACGGACAAGUUAUAUGCAGCUUUCGUUAUGGACGUGAAGAAGAUGAAAUGAUGGGCUUAAACUUCCAAAAAGAUUUAUAUCUAGCAUCAGAACAAGUAUAUCCACGUCCAUCUAAUCAAGAAUCUCAACCACUAACACGUUUACAAGAACGUUUAAUUAAAAAAUUAGGUGCAAAUGCAAUACCAUUCACAUUUGUACUUCCACCAUCAGCACCUAGUUCUGUCACCUUACAACCAGGUUCUGAAGACGAUGGCCAACCAUGUGGUGUACAAUACUUUGUUAAAUUAUUUAUUGGUGAUUCAGAAUUAGAUCGUACACAUAAGCGAAGUACCGUUGCGUUGGCAAUUCGUAAAAUACAAUAUGCUCCAAGUAAACAAGGCCGUCAACCAUGUACAGUUGUUCGUAAAGAUUUUAUGCUCAGUCCUGGUGAAUUGGAAUUAGAAGUGACGUUAGAUAAACAAUUGUAUCAUCACGGCGAAAAGAUUGCUGUUAAUAUUUGCAUACGAAAUAAUUCAAAUAAGAUUGUAAAGAAAAUCAAAGCUAUGGUACAGCAGGGCGUUGAUGUUGUCCUGUUCCAAAAUGGACAAUAUCGUACGAGCGUGGCAAGUUUAGAGACACAAGAAGGUUGUCCAAUUCAACCAGGUUCUUCGUUACAGAAAGUUAUGUAUUUAUUACCGUUGUUGAGUAGCAACAAAGAACGACGUGGUAUAGCUUUAGAUGGCCAAUUAAAGAAACAAGAUACUAAUCUAGCAUCAACGACCUUGUUAUCAUCACCCGAUCAACGUGAUGCAUUUGGAAUCAUUGUUAGUUAUGCUGUAAAAGUUAAAUUGUAUUUGGGUGCGCUCGGUGGCGAAUUAGUUGCAGAAUUACCGUUCAUAUUAAUGCAUCCUAAACCGCAAAAAGGUAAAAUACUACACGCUGAUAGUCAAGCUGAUGUUGAGAUGUUCAGGCAAGAUACAAUGGAUACAUUUGAAGAUACAUCUGUACCAUAUUAAAUAAAUAAAAACGAUAUCAAUUUAAAGAAGAAUGGAAUCAAGAAAAAAAUAAAAUAAACAUUGAAAUUUUUA
Messenger RNA from Chrysoperla carnea, 1285 nucleotides. RefSeq names its product arrestin homolog (gene Arr1). The transcript has 3 exons. Gene Ontology annotation, molecular function: G protein-coupled receptor binding. The coding region runs from base 56 to 1213 and encodes 385 amino acids. Gene Ontology annotation, biological process: G protein-coupled receptor internalization; signal transduction. Gene Ontology annotation, cellular component: cytoplasm. Lineage: Eukaryota; Metazoa; Arthropoda; Insecta; Neuroptera; Chrysopidae. The record is from RefSeq and is a predicted model, not a curated record.